ACAUACAUAUUCAGUGGUGAGUAAGAACAGAAGUGGAAAGCCUUACUUACCACAGUUUAUUAUAUGUUUCAUGCCUGUGAUAAUUACUUUUAUAAUGCCACUUGUGAAAAAAUUGAUCAGAUUAGGAUGAAUCACCUUGCUGGCCAACAGUUAUUGGAAUGAUUCUCCAUGUGUGACUUCGUUGCACUAUUACAAAAUGUGGCAGGAUAGACCUGCCCAGCCAUUGUUGCCGAUGUUCAUUUGUAAUGCUGCCUUAAGGAGAUGAGGAGAUGAGAGCCAAUUGUUCCAGCAGCUCAGCCUGCCCUGCCAACAGUUCAGAGGAGGAGCUGCCAGUGGGACUGGAGGUGCAUGGAAACCUGGAGCUCGUUUUCACAGUGGUGUCCACUGUGAUGAUGGGGCUGCUCAUGUUCUCUUUGGGAUGUUCCGUGGAGAUCCGGAAGCUGUGGUCGCACAUCAGGAGACCCUGGGGCAUUGCUGUGGGACUGCUCUGCCAGUUUGGGCUCAUGCCUUUUACAGCUUAUCUCCUGGCCAUUAGCUUUUCUCUGAAGCCAGUCCAAGCUAUUGCUGUUCUCAUCAUGGGCUGCUGCCCGGGGGGCACCAUCUCUAACAUUUUCACCUUCUGGGUUGAUGGAGAUAUGGAUCUCAGCAUCAGUAUGACAACCUGUUCCACCGUGGCCGCCCUGGGAAUGAUGCCACUCUGCAUUUAUCUCUACACCUGGUCCUGGAGUCUUCAGCAGAAUCUCACCAUUCCUUAUCAGAACAUAGGAAUUACCCUUGUGUGCCUGACCAUUCCUGUGGCCUUUGGUGUCUAUGUGAAUUACAGAUGGCCAAAACAAUCCAAAAUCAUUCUCAAGAUUGGGGCCGUUGUUGGUGGGGUCCUCCUUCUGGUGGUCGCAGUUGCUGGUGUGGUCCUGGCGAAAGGAUCUUGGAAUUCAGACAUCACCCUUCUGACCAUCAGUUUCAUCUUUCCUUUGAUUGGCCAUGUCACGGGUUUUCUGCUGGCACUUUUUACCCACCAGUCUUGGCAAAGGUGCAGGACAAUUUCCUUAGAAACUGGAGCUCAGAAUAUUCAGAUGUGCAUCACCAUGCUCCAGUUAUCUUUCACUGCUGAGCACUUGGUCCAGAUGUUGAGUUUCCCACUGGCCUAUGGACUCUUCCAGCUGAUAGAUGGAUUUCUUAUUGUUGCAGCAUAUCAGACGUACAAGAGGAGAUUGAAGAACAAACAUGGAAAAAAGAACUCAGGUUGCACAGAAGUCUGCCAUACGAGGAAAUCGACUUCUUCCAGAGAGACCAAUGCCUUCUUGGAGGUGAAUGAAGAAGGUGCCAUCACUCCUGGGCCACCAGGGCCAAUGGAUUGCCACAGGGCUCUCGAGCCAGUUGGCCACAUCACUUCAUGUGAAUAGCAGGGACUAGCUGGCUGGACUGGCCCCCUUCUUUUUCAGUGGCCAGUAAAGACAGUGUGCAGCUGACACAUGAAUCUUGUUGGUAGGGCCAGUGUGAAUAUUUAAGUGUUCAAUGUUAGAAUAUUUAUAUUUUCAUGUGGAUUGUGAAUUGUGAUGGGAUCACUUUUGGAGAUUCCCAUUUCAGGGAGUUUCUUCUGGGGGUUAACAUAACGUAUCAAUG
Homo sapiens (human) is the source of this 1623-nucleotide messenger RNA. RefSeq names its product solute carrier family 10 member 6 (gene SLC10A6). Lineage: Eukaryota; Metazoa; Chordata; Mammalia; Primates; Hominidae. Gene Ontology annotation, cellular component: membrane. Bases 270 to 1403 code for a protein of 377 amino acids. Gene Ontology annotation, biological process: sodium-dependent organic anion transport. The transcript is spliced from 6 exons. The record is from RefSeq and is marked validated.